Molecule: messenger RNA, 2415 nt
Organism: Lolium rigidum
Lineage: Eukaryota; Viridiplantae; Streptophyta; Magnoliopsida; Poales; Poaceae
Product: disease resistance protein RPM1-like
Exons: 2
Coding region: 1-2415 (804 amino acids)
Biological process (GO): defense response to other organism
Molecular function (GO): ADP binding
Source: RefSeq, a predicted model, not a curated record
AUGGCGGAGAUGAUCGCCGUAUCCCUCUCGGCGAAGGUUGCCGCGGCGCUAUCCCACAGCGCGACCGUCGACAUCUCCGCUCUCGUCGCCAUCCGCUCGGGCAUCGCGGCCGCGGCGCGGGACCUGGAGCUCCUCCGCGCGUUCCUCCGGUUCGCCGACUCCCGCCGCGGCGCCGACCCGCUCGCCUCUGCGUGGGUGGACCAGGUGCGAGACGUCGGCUUCGAGCUGGAGGACGUCGCCGACGAGUACGCCUUCCUCUCCGGCGGCGGCUUCGUCCGCGCCUGCGCCAACCUGGGCGCGUGGUUCGCUCUGUCCGGACGGCUGAGGAAGGCGCGGGCGAGGCUCCGCGACCUGUCGGUCGCCAAGGAGCGGUACGGCAUCCGUUCUUCAGCCGAGGCUUGCUCUCCCGACGGCGCCGCCGUGGCCGUCGUUAGCCGGAAGUUGGCGGAAGCAGCGCACUUCCUUGAGGAGGAGGAAAUCGUCGGCUUUGGGGCGCACAGAAGGUUACUGAUGAAAUGGCUUACGGAUGACGCCGACUCCCGGCAGACGCUGGUCGCUGUCUGCGGGAUGGGUGGCGUUGGCAAGACCACUCUGGUCACAAACGUGUACAAGGAAGUCGCCGCAAGCCGCCACUUUGACUGCGCUGCGUGGGUGGCUGUCUCCAAGAACUUCACCACGGAGGACCUCCUUAGGAAAAUUUCCAAAGAACUGCAUCGGGACAUCGGUGCCGGCAUGCCGCGGGACAUUGACGAGAUGGACUACCGGUCGCUGGUGAAGGCUUUGCAUGGGCAUCUUGCCAAGAAGAGGUGCUUGUUGUUGCUGGAUGAUGUAUGGGAUGCCAAUGCGUGGUAUGAAAUCCGCAAUGCGUUUGUUGAUGACGGAACCGGGAGCCGGAUAAUCAUCACGACACGCAGUCAAGAUGUUGCCUCGCUGGCAGCAUCCACCAGGAUCAUCAUGUUGGAGCCUCUCCCUGAGCAGGAAGCAUGGUCGUUGUUUUGUAACACCACAUUCAGGGAAGAUGCCACCCGGGAGUGCCCGCGUCAUUUGGAGGGUUGGGCUUUGAAGAUGCUUAGCAGAUGUUGUGGCCUACCAUUGGCCAUUGUAUCAAUUGGUAAUCUUCUUGCUUUAAAGAAAACCGAAUUUGCUUGGAAGAAUGUUCACGACAGCCUUCAAUGGAAUGAAAGCAGUGAUACCGGAAUUAAGCAAGUGUCGAGCAUACUAAAUCUGAGUAUCGAUGAUCUGCCAUAUCACCUGAAAAGAUGUUUCCUCCAUUGUGGCAUAUACCCUGAGGAUUUCCCGAUCAAAAGGAAAAUUCUGAUCAGGUUGUGGAUUGCAGAAGGCUAUAUCGAGGAAAAGGGCCAGAGCACAAUGGAGGAGAUUGCAGAUGAUUACCUGAACCAGCUAGUGCAACGUAACCUGUUGCAGGUCAUGUUAAAGAAUGAGUUUGGACGAGCGAAGCGGCUCUGCAUUCAUGACCUUAUCAGGGAUUUGAUUCUGGAAAGGUCAACAAAGGAAGGGUUCAUUGUAUUCUUAAGGUGUCUGCCAGCAUUGGAGUCAAGAAAAAAGAUCCAUCAUCUUAUACUUGACCGGUACGAAAGUGAUCAUCUACCAGUUCCAAAGAUGACAUUGAUUCGAUCCUUAAAUGCAUUUAUGUCAGAUAUGGAUUCUUCACUCUUGUCUAGAUUUAGGUUAUUAACCGUAUUAAACUUAUGGUUCGUUCAGAUAGAUAAACUGCCUAGCUCACCGUCCAAUCUUCUAAAUCUGCGGUAUCUUGGCAUCCGUUCCACCCUCAUUGAAGAGCUUCCACUGGAUUUGGGAAAAUUACAUCACUUGCAAACUUUAGACGCCAAGUGGUCCAUGGUCCAGAGAUUACCGCCUAGCAUAACAAAGCUCAAGAGCCUGCGCCACCUGAUACUGUAUAGACGUCAAUCUGCAGAUUUUAGGUAUCCGACCCCUGGCAGGGCAGUUGUAUUUCCACAGGGGCUACAAAACCUAACCUGCCUACAGACCCUUAAAUACAUUGAGGCUGAUGAGAAGAUAGUCAAAUCCUUAGGAAGCUUGAAACAUAUGAAGAGCUUAGAGCUAUUUGGUAUGCAUGAGAGCAUUCUUGUUCAUUUGGCCUCAUCUAUCUCCAAAAUGAGCGGCCUUCUGCGCUUGGGAAUUGUCGGUCGAGAUGCUAAUGUUACAAUGGACCUGGAGCCCUUUUAUCCACCACCACUAAAGCUACAGAAACUUUCAUUGACAGGGAUGUUAGCAAGAGGCAAGUUGCCUUCAUGGUUUGGCUGCCUUGAUAACCUCAUGCAGUUGCGUUUGUGUUCAUCUGAGAUCAAGGGAGAAUCAAUUAGAUUGCUUUCAUCGCUCCCCAGGCUGUUACAUCUCAGUCUGUCUGACCUUCUCUUCGGCGUCCUUGAUUAG